CUGACAGGUGAUAAUAAGAAGACUGCGGCCGCCAUUGCCAAACAGGUGGGCAUCACUCGUGUCUUUGCCGAAGUGUUGCCAUCGCAUAAAGUGAAGAAAAUCCGAAAACUCCAGGAAAAGGGAAUAAAAGUGGCAAUGGUUGGCGACGGUGUGAACGACUCGCCCGCCUUAGCGCAGGCCAACAUCGGCAUCGCUAUCGCCAACGGAACCGAUGUGGCGGUGGAGGCGGCGGAUGUGGUACUCGUCAGAAACGAUUUGCUUGACGUCGUCGGAGCCAUUGAUUUGUCUCACCGGACUGUCCGCCGAAUUCGACUCAAUUUCCUGUUCGCCAGUGUUUACAACCUGUUGGGCAUUCCAAUGGCCGCCGGAGUGUUCCUUCCCUGGGGUAUAGUCUUGAAGCCAUGGAUGGGUUCGGCAGCGAUGGCCCUCUCGUCUGUAUCCGUAGUCUGUUCUUCGCUUCUCUUGAAAAUGUAUACAAAACCCACGAAAAGGACUCUUCAGACGCAGGAAUACCUGGACUUUGAGUUAAUGACCAGAGAUUUGCGAAAUAAUGCCGAUUUUGAUGACAUAUCUCUGCAUCGAGGCCUCGAAGACACGAACAUUCCUGAGCCCAAGGGAUCGUUAAUUAGUGCCAAUUUGAGUAAAGUGUUGAAUAUGAUGCCCGUCUCAUCCAAAACCAUCAUCAGAAACGACAAGAGCUCUCAACCACUGCUCGAUAGAAGCGAUAUCACAAGCUAUGAGAUGAAUCAAAUGGUCUAAUCAUUGAAACUAAUACUAUAAACAUAUUGUGAUUAUUAUUGUGUCUAUUAUUUAAUACCG
This is a messenger RNA of Medioppia subpectinata, 819 nucleotides long. NCBI's taxonomy places the organism in Eukaryota, Metazoa, Arthropoda, Arachnida, Sarcoptiformes, Oppiidae. The record is from the annotation of a GenBank genome assembly.